AUGGAGCAGAAAUCCUCACAUAUUGAUGCCAAAGAAACUGAGACGUCCAAUACAACACAAAACAAUUCUAAUGAAUCAAACACUUCACCUUUCAACAAUCAUUACUGUACACGCCUACGAUCUUAUUCAAAUCCGAACUUGGAACGACCAAAAACCGAUAAACAUACAAAAAAACCGAGGAGAAAAAAUAAAAAAAGAACAAUGAACAACAGAAACAGCAAAAUAGUGAAACGCAGAUCACUAUCACCUGAUGUUUCAGCAACGGAACCUGCUGCCCAAUCGAACACGGGAUCGACAAGCCUAUCGGGGAGGAAGAUGGACUCUUACGAGCGCGUGACACAAAAGGAAGGGAUGAUUGGCGUUAUCGACGGUUUAUCGCCCAUGCCCCCGGUCAGAGCAGAAGACUUGAACGAGUCCACGCUGUGCCAAAACGAACUGACAAACGACUCAAACAUGUGUUCAGAUACCGGCAUAAAUGGAUCCAUGUACUCGGACAACGAUUUGCAAUCCCAGAAUUUAUACACAGAGACUGCGACGACAGGGUCGCAGCUCAUGAGCGAUUCACAAAUGUUUAACAACACAUCCCUGGGCGUUAACAAUAUGGAUUUAAACAUGCCAGCCAGAGCCAGCAUGGUCGGCAUCACCACAAACUCAUCGCAGGGCUUCGAUCUUUUGCAAAAUAUGCAUUACGACCAGAACACCGCAGGCCAACACGUGUCAAAUCCCACAGGCUUCAUGAACGUCGUUAACGCACUGAGCGAAGGAGCAAACGCGAUCAAUCUGAAUCAGAUGAAUCAACUGAGCCAGUACACAGAAGGCCAGACGAACCAGUACGGAGACCCGUACCUGCUUCAAUACGGCUCAGACACACGCGCACAGGACGGAGAUGAGUAUAUGCAGUACGAAGCAAUGGACUACGUGGACAACGUCGAGUACAUGCUGGACGACGGACUCGACUACGCAAUGGACUCAAACUACACGCAGGACAACACGAACCUGGCGAGUAACAACUACGACCCGAACAACGUGUUCAUCAACAUGGACAACGCGACGCAGUCGCAGGACCAGCUGUCAGUGCCGACAGUGAGCUUUAACAACGCACUGAACACGGGAGAGGACCUGGUGAUGGCGGACAUGGGCACGGACGAAGACAAGGAGAUGAUACGCAACAACAGCAUCAACGUGCUCAUAGAAAACUCGGAGAAGAAGCUGGACGAGGGAGUGAUGAGCAGCAUCCUGCGGGACCUCAUCUGCCCAAUAUGCCUGGAGUACUUCUACUUCCCAGUCACAGUAGCAUGCGGACACACCUUCUGCCGCUACUGCAUAGGACACUCGAAACUCUCAGGAAAAGUGUGCCCGCUCUGCAGACAGCCGAUCGGAAGAAGCCUUAACAUUAACACGAUACUGUCGAACCUGGUGAAGAGCCUGAAGCUGCGCAAAAGAGGAUACGUGGCAAUACAGAAAGCACCGGAGGUGUCACAAACAGCAGAAAAAAUGUGGUGGGACGAACACUGCCUGAAACCCUUCGUCUCAGUGCCUCUGUUCAUACGCAUCAUGUUCGGAGGACUGGGACAGACGCCGGUCUUCUUCGACGACCUGUGCACGUGCCUGGUCAACUACUUCGACACCGGAAGAAGAUGGUCCAAGACGAAGUGGGUCUUCACAUUAGAGGACUUCAGGCUCCUGAGGAGCCUUAUAGGGCUCCAGCUAAGCGGAUCGGACCAGAGCCAAGGGAACGAAGGAGAAGGGAACGCGCUGAGCGAGGCGAACGAGGCGAACAUCAUGAGAGUGCACCACUGGGUGGAGGACUACAUGGUCGCGAACCCGCAGCUGUGCUUCAGAGGAGAAGUCUCGUACCCGCUCACGCUCAAGGUCUACCACGACCUGAACCACAAGAUCGAAGGAACAAUCUUCAGCGCAAUGGAAAUACCAUACAGACUGCCCUGGGACGCAGGAAGGCACGUGAAGUCGCUGCUGCACCUGCCUCACAGCUCAGUCUCGCUCUCGCACCUGAUCUUCACGCAGUGCGCGAACGGACAGUUCGGCAUCCUGGACGUGGGCAGCACGAUAGGAACGAUGAUCAAGAUCCAGAACUCGCACGUGCUGAAAACAGGAGACAGGAUACACAUCGGAGACAAGCACGAAGUGGACGUGCACAUCUACAAGGACUCGAUCGGCACGCCCUUCAGAGACUACAAGUGGGACGCGAACACGAACCAGGUGAUCAACUACACAGAGUACAUCAACAGCCACCAAAGCACGUCGCCAUCGGAAGGAGACAUGUCGGACCACGGAGGGCCCGAUAACGCGGGCUCGGGCGACGAGACGAUAGGCGCGGAGAAGGGCGCAAACCUGCACGACCUGGACAGCUUCCUGAAGCUGCGCAUCUUCGCAGACCUGCAGGUGGAGCGCGACGUGUGGAUAUGCCCCAAGGGAGUGAUACUGGGCAGAGGGCCGGUCACACAGUCCUCGUACAAGAAGCUGUCGAUCACCACGCAGAACGGCUACAUCUCCAGGGAACACUGCCUGAUCUACUACGACGGAAGCAGGCCGACUGGCAGCAGGUGGAUCCUGCGAGACAUGAGCACGCUUGGCACCUUCCUUAAGCUGAAGCCCUUCCAGGAGCCGAUGCCGCUGGCGCCGGGCUUCGUGUUCAAGGUGGGCCAGUGCAAGGUGGAGGUGGGAUCGCCGCAGGACAUGACGCGCCGAGUGCCCACCUCGGCCACGCUGAUACUCUCGCAGCUGCUCCAGUCGCACAUGGAGCCCUUUAGACUCAUGGAGAUACAAAACCACCUGGCCAACUCGGCGAACGGCCACCCGAGCCUGACCAUAGUCCCGAGCAGCUUCACCGGGGUCGGAACCGGGACCACCCAGAGCAGCAAUAUGCUGGACUCCGCGGGAUUCGAGACCCAGGGCAGGCUCCAGGGCGAAUCCGCGGGCAGGUACGAGGGGUCGCGGGGGGUCGGCGACGACGUCGACCCCGACGGACAAAUCGUGCCCGAGUCGCUACGCGACGUGGUUUUAUAA
Molecule: messenger RNA, 3027 nt
Organism: Theileria orientalis strain Shintoku
Lineage: Eukaryota; Apicomplexa; Aconoidasida; Piroplasmida; Theileriidae
Exons: 2
Coding region: 1-3027 (1008 amino acids)
Molecular function (GO): protein binding
Source: RefSeq, a predicted model, not a curated record